UCCGCACUGUCAUUGCUAUCGACAACGCAAAAUGGCUGCUGUCGUUUGAAUGCAAAGUCCUCUUCUCGCCUGCAUAUCCGCAUAUUUGAGCCACACCGUCUAGAAGGGACCAUGGAGACGACAGAUCAUCCAAAUGUCAACAGUCCUUGCGGUGACUCUAGAGCGGAUGAUGACAAGUCUGCAAUCCAAAAUGGGCCUACUGAUAAACCGGCGGAAGAUGCAGCUGCACAGGCGGACACCUCGAACGAAUGCAACGGCUUAGAAGAUAACGACGAGGGUGACUCCGAAAUCGAAGCUUCAUUCAAUGCAACGGGAACCAUAGUAGACAAGGGCAUCGAUCAAGAACAGUCGGAAGACUGGGAAACGGAAAUUAGCUCUCCCUGUUACGUUGUGCCACCCAAGAGAUAUCUGUAUGGAAAGACAGUAUUUGUGCCUUCGGACAUUCACCCUGUGUCCAUGAGGCGGAGGACUCCGUGGUUACAGGCCGUGGAGGGACAGUUUGACGACGCCGAGGAUUCGUGACACACAGAGUCGCUGCCUAGACUUUUUAUUUGUGAUUGGGUAGACAAAAUUUUGCCUCUCAAACAGGGUGGGACUCCGCACAGUGAGGUCGGCGAAAACAUGUUUUCGGGGCAGAGAACAUCCCAGACGAAAUGGAAGGCGAGCUUUUCGGAACAAAUGUGCAAGAUAAUGGGUACGAUAAACACGUCCUGGUAGCGUUUUUUUGUCGUCUCGUGACAAUUUUUGCACUGACGUGGUCCCGUAAGGAAAGGUUAAAACGGCACGCUCAAAAAUUCGUCAAGUUAUACCAGUCACGUAUUUUUCAUUUCACAUUUCAAUGUGACAAAGCAAGAAUUGCUGAAGCGUCACAAGUUCCUACUAUGUAACGAAAUAAUUAUUUGCCUCUCGUCGUCGUUAUGAGGUAGUUAGUGGUGCUAACUACUCCGUUGUUAUGUCUCGUUUAUGUGACCUCGGGGUAACUUUUUCCCCCGCAAUCGACUUCACAAGCAACGAUCGCCUGUUCUAAACGCUGUUCCCUUUUUUUACUGUUCCUCCACCAGAUUUUAAGUGAUUGCGAACAAUUAUUUUGUGUUGACUUUGCAAUGCAGAGUUUUGUUGCUGCACGUGUCAAUAAAUCUCGCUUCGGUACAGCGAGGCACAGUGGCCUUUUUAAAGAUGCA
Ornithodoros turicata is the source of this 1181-nucleotide messenger RNA. RefSeq lists its product as uncharacterized. The transcript is spliced from 5 exons. The record is from RefSeq and is a predicted model, not a curated record. NCBI's taxonomy places the organism in Eukaryota, Metazoa, Arthropoda, Arachnida, Ixodida, Argasidae. Bases 112 to 522 code for a protein of 136 amino acids.